Gigantopelta aegis is the source of this 3617-nucleotide messenger RNA. Its product is annotated as arrestin domain-containing protein 3-like. Bases 37 to 1329 code for a protein of 430 amino acids. NCBI's taxonomy places the organism in Eukaryota, Metazoa, Mollusca, Gastropoda, Neomphalida, Peltospiridae. Gene Ontology annotation, cellular component: cytoplasm. The record is from RefSeq and is a predicted model, not a curated record. Gene Ontology annotation, biological process: protein transport. The transcript has 7 exons.
UGUUCUUGUUCUAUUUUGUGCUAUUUUAUUUAAAACAUGGGCAAGUUAAACAUAUUUGUAAUAGUUUUAGCUAAUCCUCAAGCGGUAUAUUUGGCUGGUCAGGUUGUGCAGGGACAUGUCACGGUCGAACUUAAUGAGGAAAUGAAAAUGAGAGGGAUUCGUCUCAAGUUUAAAGGACAUGCUCGUGUUCAUUGGUCGGAAACGCACAGUACAGGGUCUGGAAAGAAUAGACGUACCCACACAAAACAUUACAGUGCAUCUGAGGACUAUUUUGACAGCGAAAUUCUCCUCUUUGGCAGAUGGCCAAAACAAGAGGGUCAAGAUUUUUUGCAUCCUGUUGGACGACACAGUUAUCCAUUUGCUUUCCAGCUGCCACCUAAUCUCCCAUCAUCAUUUGAAGGUGCACAUGGUUUUGUCCGAUACCACUUCGAUGGAGUAAUUGAUAAACCAUGGAAGUUUGACCACAAGACUAAAGCAGCAUUCACAGUAAUAAGUCACCUGGAUUUGAACCAAGAUCCUUCUGCUUUGCAACCAUUGCAAGGACAGAAUUCAAAGACCUUGUGCUGUCUGUGUUGUGCAAGUGGACCAAUCAGUGCUGUUUUUAGACUCGACCGACGAGGCUAUGUUCCAGGGGAAGCAAUCAGUAUCAAUGCUGAGGUGGACAACAAAUCCAACAGACAGAUGGAUUCCUCCUUUGUCAGUCUCAAUCUGGUCACUAUCUUUCAUGCUACUACCAAAUCAAGGACCGUGUCACGACAGGUGGCUAAGAUUAGUCACGGGCUGAUUGAACCGGGGGACACUGAUAUCUGGGUUGCUAAUCGAGACCGCCUCGUCUUACCCCCUCUGCCACCAUCAUACCUUAGGGGAUGCACGAUUAUUGAUAUUCAAUACAUUCUUGAGUUUCACGUUGACCCCUCAGGACCAAGUUUUGACCUUAUUGUUCCACUUGAGGUGCUUGUGGGGACUGUUCCACUUUAUUCCAUUGUGCAACAGAAUCCACCGAUGUUUCCACCGCAACCAAAUCUGCCCUUCUUACCACCACCGAUGCCAGCUGAAGUGCCAGGACCUUCGACUGGAUUUGAAAAGAGCUAUCGCCCUUCAGAAGAGGUUCCCCAGGCUCCAUUCCAUGCUGCUGGGCCUUCAGUGUCAUCAGACAUUCCCAAUAUGCCUCCACCGUCCUAUUCAGAAUGUGUGUUUGGCAAGGUGAACAUCAAAGACGAGGGUGACGAUGAACACACGCGUGGAAACCUUGAUUACGCACCAGUGUACACCUACUACGACUGGGGCCACACACCAUCUGCACCGCCGCCGGAACCUCAACAUCAGUGAGGCGUCACAGUGGAACACACAAAACGAGAAAUUAUCCCAGAACUCUAUUAUUAAUGUAUUAACCUUCUGAACAAAAUUGCAACAGUUACGGUAGUCUUAAUUACAGUGGACUGUCUAAAGUGAAUUCAUGUACAGAGUGCUGGAUUAGACAGACAUCACCCAAGCUAAAGUCACUGAACUUAGAUUCAGUGAUUGUACUGGUUUGGAUAGAGUCCACAGUAAUUAGUUCAAAAAACAACAUAAUAUACCCUUUCAGGGAACAUUUUGCUUUCAAAAUCUAGAUAAAGGAUAUUUUUAGUCGGUUUAUAACUCCAAUUGAAAAUUUAUUAGCAAUUACUGUUUAAUGUUUUAAAAUUGUGUUGCAAUCUCUGUUACUGUAUUUGCGUGCUUAUAUCCAAGAGGUUCAGGCAAUCUCUAAAACUUACGUAGCGAAUCGUGACGCGAACUGAACAAAAAUGUCCCUUCCUUUUAUAUAUUGUACAUAAUGUUAUACUACGUGUUCCAGAAAUGAUUAGAUAUGUGUGGGGUGAGAUGGGAGACAGUUUUGGGUGGUUUUUUAUAAAUUUAUAAAUUAUAUAAAAUUAUAAUCAUAGAGUUAAUUUGUAUAGUUCUAUGUUUUUUUACUUACACUUGGAAAAUAUUGUUAGUGCCUUUGAAGCCAUAUUUAAUCAUCAUUUCUGGAACAGAAUAUAAUAUUUUAUAUACAAACGGCUUUGUAUACUAAAUUUACUGGACAUUAUUGUUAAGUUCAAUAUUGUAUAUACAUGUACAUAAGUAUAUUUUCAUAUGGGUAUGUACCUUGAAAAUUGACCAGGGGUGCACAAAAUAUCUCACUAGUUCGCCAGCCUAAUACCAGUCGAAAUUUACCGGUCCGUGGGACGGGAUUUAGCUCAGUCGGUUAAUUAAGUGCUCGCUUGAGGUGCUUGCGUAGCAGAAUCGAACCAACUCUGUGUAUCCAUUCAACUGAUUGGGUUUUUUUUUUGUUCCAACCAAUGCAACAACUGGUCAAAGGUCAUGGUAUGUGCUUUCCUGUUUGUGUGAAAGUGCGUACAAAAGAUCAGAUGGAAAAUGUAAUAGGUUUCUUCUGAUGACUACUUAUCAGAAUUACCAAAUGUUUAACAUCCAGUAGGCGAUGAUUAAUUAACCAAUGAGCUCUAGUGGUGUCGUUAAACAAAACAAAAUUUAACUUCUACUUGUCUAUGAAACAAGAGCACAGUAUUGUAGGUAGUACUAAACCAAAUAACUUCCGGCUGGGUCAAAGUUAUCCGUUAUCCCAGAAAUGAACAGCUUAACCCCCAAGUUUUUCUGAGGGGUGGUAGUAUUUAUAUCUGUAGCGUUUAUUUUGAUUGAUACGCUACAGGUAGGAGUUUUAGCCACAUAUGUCACUAUUGUCGUCUAUGGGAUUUGAUUUGGUAGUAUACACCCUGUAUACACAAGCUUCACUUCAAAUGAUCGUCAAGUGAAAUCAAACCAUGUUAAGACUUUAUUCCAAAUUGUAAUUUAAAAUGGGGGUGAAACAAGAAGUUUGUUUUGUUUAAUGACACCACUAGACAUAGAACUUAAACGAGGUCAUCAUAUCAGAAACUAAUAAGCUUAAGUUGUAGGAUCAGCUGAAAUAAUGUUUUUGACGAAUCUUGGUGUUAUGUAGCUUACAGACAUCUUUAAUUUAGUAAAACAAAAAUGUCAGUAACAUGCAUGCUAACUAACUAGUGUUGUUGCUAUCCUUUUGGUUUAAUCAUUAAUAUGUAACCAUUGUUGUACCUUCAGUUAAACUCAGACAAAACAAUCGCACAAAAGCUUUUUGGAACAGUCUGUUGUAUGUCUCUUUAAAUUUAAUGUCAUGUAAUAUUAGCAUCUUGUGCGACCUCGCUAAAUUUCCUGACAUUUUAUGCUCACUAACAUUUCCUGAUUUACAGUACCGGUACAUACAGAAGAUAUAUGAUGAUGUACAUAUUUUGUGACUGUUCGUAACAAACAGUUAAAAUUGUAACAUGGAAUGCUUUCCUUUGUUUGUGACUCAAAAAGAAAAAGAGGUUGGACUGUUGGUUACAUCUUUUAAGUCCAUCAAAUAUUUACUUGCAUCUGGCUAGCAAACUAGUACUUUCUGCAUCCCUGAUUGGAAUAUAAACUGUGAAAUUCCAGAGUGGAACACCCAUUUUUGGGUUGUAUUAUUGUAUGGCAUUGUCCGUCCGUCCGUACAUCCGUCUGUUAACUUUUUUUUGUCCUGACUAUAUCUUGCAUACAGGCCCAUCAAAUCUUACAUGUAGGAACAACUUGGGAUGGUGGUG